Messenger RNA from Lucilia cuprina (Australian sheep blowfly), 3078 nucleotides. It is a transcript of the gene Hsf, whose product is annotated as heat shock factor protein. Gene Ontology annotation, molecular function: DNA-binding transcription factor activity; sequence-specific DNA binding. The record is from RefSeq and is a predicted model, not a curated record. NCBI's taxonomy places the organism in Eukaryota, Metazoa, Arthropoda, Insecta, Diptera, Calliphoridae. Bases 372 to 2711 code for a protein of 779 amino acids. Gene Ontology annotation, biological process: regulation of DNA-templated transcription. The transcript has 10 exons.
UUGUUGAAAGUACGUGUGUAAAGAAGACGAAUUUGUGAAAAUUUUAACUACGCUGUUAAAAAAAAUUAAUUUUCUUGAUUCAAGGCUAAUAAAAUUAUUAAUUUUUAAUAUAACCUCUUUAUAAAGUGUAUUCAAAGUGUUUUCUAUCAAAUUAUACUGAAAAUUGUAAGAAAUUAAUCCAUUUAUCUUGAUACAAAUAAAAAAAUUUUCCCUUCGUUCGUUCAUUUCGUCGUCAUAUUCAUCAUCGCCUCUUAUGUUGUCGACAUUUGUGUGUUACUUAUUGAAGAUAAACAAAUACCAAGUGAAUUCAUAAAUAAAACUGUUUAAAAAUAGAGCAAAAUAUUAAAAAUAACUUUCUAAAGGGAAAAGGAAUGCAUACAUUCAGUGAGACGGGCGCCGGUGUGCCGGCUUUUUUGGCCAAACUUUGGCGUUUAGUUGAAGAUCCUGAAACUAAUAAUCUUAUUUGUUGGAGCAAGGAUGGACGCAGUUUUAUUAUUCAAAAUCAGGCCCAAUUUGCAAGAGAAUUAUUGCCUCUCAACUAUAAACACAAUAAUAUGGCCUCCUUUAUAAGGCAAUUAAAUAUGUAUGGAUUUCAUAAAAUAACUUCCAUUGAUAAUGGUGGUUUAAAAUUUGAUCGGGAUGAAAUGGAAUUUACUCAUCCUUGUUUCAAAAGAAAUUGUCCAUAUUUAUUGGAACAUAUUAAGCGCAAGAUUGCUUCAACCAAAUCGGUUGAUGAAAAGUCUGCCUUAAAGCCAGAAGCUGUAACAAAAGUUUUGCAAGAUGUCAAGGCAAUGCGUGGUCGACAAGAUUCAUUGGAUUCUCGUUUCUCAGUGAUGAAACAGGAAAAUGAGGCUUUAUGGCGUGAAAUUGCCUCUUUAAGGCAGAAACAUGCUAAACAGCAGCAGAUUGUAAAUAAACUUAUACAAUUCUUAAUAACGAUUGUGCAGCCACAGCGUAAUAUGACCAGUGUAAAACGGCACAUGCAGUUAAUGAUAAACGACAUACCGGAUAAGUCAAAACUACGCAAGAAUAGUGAGUCGGAAUCGGAUGGCGGACCGGUUAUUCAUGAGUUGGGCGAAGAAUUGCUUGAUGAAGUAGCUGAUGUUGAACCCGAAUUAAUGGUGCCGAAUAGCCCAUUUGCUCGAGUUGCUACUCCGGCAACUCCCUCUACAGAUCCCGACGUAGCCCAUUCACCACACAAUAUUGAACGACCCCAUUCAAGUGGUAGUAUGAUCUCUCAAAACUAUGAUUUUUCAAAUCAGAGUGCAGAAGAUACUGGCUAUUUAAGUCCAGCCGCUACAGCUGCAACUGCUGCUGCGAAUGACGGUCUUGUACAUACAAUCAAUAAUGAUGGCUCGAAAAUAUUUUAUCACAUUACUGAAGUGCCUGAUGCACAACCUCAAGAAGCAAACAUCAGUCCCGUUAGCUACAAUGAGGAUAACGUGCUGACGACACCGAUGGUGCGUGAAGAGAUGGCACGUAACCAAUUGUUAAAACAGAAAAAUCGCCAGAGACGCAUUAAAAAUGAAUACGAAGUGGAGAAUAACACUAAAGCGUCGGGGACUUCUGGUUCCAAAGUUCAGCGUCUUGCCAGCCAGUCGCAAGCAUCACCAAAACAUCAGCAACAGCAACAACAACAAUUAGCACAGCAGAUUCCUCAACCGAUACAAAUAAAAUCAGAACAAGAUGCUGCUUUAGAUCCCAUGCUUUUCUUGAAUAUCUACCCGGAAAAUCGUGGCCUAACUCCGGACCCAAAUUUAAUUUCACCCAAUUUUAGCGAAGAUUCGCGUCAGUCGAAUUCAAAUACCACGGGUAGUUUUUUGAUCAAUACCCCAACGUCAUCUGCAAACACAGCUUCAUCAGCAGAAAACGCCCUAUUGGCAGGCAAUAGUUCAGACUUGUACAACCCAAAUAGUUUUAUUACUAACGAUAUACCCGCUGAUAUAUUUGAAGACAAUUCCCUAAUAUCUGCUGGGGAGAAUAGUAACAUUGGUGGCAAUGACAAUUUCAAACAGGCUCUACAACAACAAUUUGGUCGUUCUACUGUCAACAGUGGCAAAUUCUCAACAUAUGGUUCGACCACUGGAAAUUGUAGCUCACAGCCUUCUACCUCGGCUGCCGCAGCUGCUGCAGCCAUUUCAUCCACAAAUAGUAGCCACAACAACAAUAAUAACGAGAGUAAUUCUCAAAAAUCUGCAGACUCAUCAAAGGAUGGAAAUGACAGUAACAUGGCUAUAACUAAAUACAAGAACAAUCAAGAUGUCAUGCGGUUGAGUACUGCGAAUGAAGUCAGCGGUCACUUAGACAUUGUUCAGGACGAACUGGAAGGUUUGAAGGAUUUACUGCGAAGUGAUGUUUACUCUUUGGAUCACAAUACUUUGCUUGGUAAUUCAAAUAUCAAUACAUUUGAGAACAAUAAUCAGCGUAUAUUUUUGCCGCCAGCUAUGGAAGAGGACAUUCUAAAUAAGCUUUUUAAUGAUUCGGAUAUUUUGGGUCCAUAUGGUUUACAUUUACCCAAUGAGGGCAAUGAUAAAAAAGGGUCAGAAUUGAUGACGUACCAACCUAUCUAUGAUUUAUCUGAUAUAAUAAAUGAUCAAAAUGAUUUAGAGGCUGAUGUCAAUAUGUCGCCGUCAUCUAUAUUACAAACACAACAACAACAACAACCUAAACAGGAAUGUGGUUCGGUACUGAAUACACCCUAUCAUGAAUAAAACAGCUUGUAAUUAAAUGUCAAUGUUAUCAAUGCCACUUAUUUAUAAGUAUAAAAAAAUAUUCUAACCAAUGUCUAACAAAGCAAAGCAUACAUAUAACUAAUAAGACGACGGAAAAUAUUCUGAAAUCACACAAUAGAAGGAAAAAUUUAAUGUUAAUUUUUUUUAUUAAUACAUUUUAAAAUAAUUUUAUUCAGACGAUAUAUAAUACUUAGGUUAAGAUAACUAAAUAGGUUAAACACAUAUUAACAGUACGUUUGUUCGUUAAAAAAUAUUUACGAAUUUAGCUGUAACUUUUUAUACAUAAUUUUUAAAUAUAAAUAGUUUAUAAGUUGGUGGAAAUUACAUAUAUGUAUGUUAAAAUGUG